Molecule: messenger RNA, 1288 nt
Organism: Diceros bicornis minor
Lineage: Eukaryota; Metazoa; Chordata; Mammalia; Perissodactyla; Rhinocerotidae
Gene: RNF126
Product: ring finger protein 126
Exons: 9
Coding region: 50-991 (313 amino acids)
Biological process (GO): protein ubiquitination
Cellular component (GO): cytoplasm
Molecular function (GO): ubiquitin protein ligase activity
Source: RefSeq, a predicted model, not a curated record
GGCUGGCGCCGCGCGGGGGGCGGGCGGCGCGGAGGAGGCGGCGGUGGCCAUGGCCGAGGCGUCGCCGCAGCCCGGACGGUACUUCUGCCACUGCUGCUCGGUGGAGAUCGUGCCGCGCCUGCCGGACUACAUUUGCCCGAGAUGCGAGUCCGGCUUCAUCGAGGAGCUUCCGGAAGAGACCAGGAGUGCCGAGAGCAGCUCCGCCCCCUCCGCGGCCCCCUCGGACCAGGCCAGGCAGCCGUUCGAGAACGUGGACCAGCACCUCUUCACGCUGCCGCAGGGCUACGGGCAGUUCGCCUUCGGCAUCUUUGACGACAGCUUUGAGCUGCCCACGCUGCCGCCCGGGGCGCAGCCGGACGACGGCCGGGACCCCGAGGGCCGUCGCGACAGGGAGCAGCCCUCGCGGCACCGCUAUGGCGCCCGGCAGCCCCGCGCCCGCCUCACUGCGCGGCGGGCCCCCGGCCGGCACGAGGGCGUCCCCACGCUGGAAGGGAUCAUCCAGCAGCUGGUCAACGGCAUCAUCACUCCGGCUGCCGUCCCCAGCCUGGGCCUGGGCCCCUGGGGCGUCCUGCACUCGAACCCGAUGGACUACGCCUGGGGGGCCAACGGCCUGGACGCCAUCAUCACGCAGCUGCUCAACCAGUUUGAGAACACGGGCCCCCCGCCCGCCGACAAGGAGAAGAUCCAGGCCCUCCCCACCGUCCCCGUCACCGAGGAGCACGUAGGCUGUGGACUGGAGUGCCCGGUGUGCAAGGACGACUACCGGCUGGGCGAGCGCGUGCGCCAGCUGCCCUGCAACCACCUCUUCCACGACGGCUGCAUCGUGCCCUGGCUGGAGCAGCACGACAGCUGCCCCGUCUGCCGGAAGAGCCUCACAGGACAGAACACGGCCACCAACCCGCCGGGCCUGGGCGGCGUGGGCUUCUCCUCGUCCUCCUCCUCAUCCUCCUCCAGCUCUCCGGGCAGUGAGAACCCAGCCGGCAGUGCCUGAGCCUGCCCCACGCGCGCACAGGGCCUCAGCCCGCGCCCGGGAGGCCCCGUGGCCCCAGGACUGUGGGGCCGGCCGCGCCCAGCCACGGGCGGAGGCUGGAGGACCCGCCGCCUCCUGCUGCGGGGUGCUCAGCCUCCCAGGAUGUCCUGAGGCCAGCAGAGGGGCGGGCACGUGUGGCCCCCGUGUCCCCGCUUCCCCGUCCCGUGGCCGCUCAUCCCACCCCUACGUGUCCCGCGGUGGAAAGGUUUUUAUAAUUUUAAAUUAUUACUGCUUUGAAAUAAAUGGACGUUGAGCUCA